AUGGGAACACCAGGUGGCCUCACCUACAAACACCAACCUGAAAUCGGCCAUGCUGCACUCAGAGUUUCGGCAGAUAAUGACAGUGGACUGGAAAACAAAGUGACAAGUCCAGCUCCAAUGACAAAACACCCUGAUACAACCACAACAAUUGAAGUAACUACAUCUAGUCCAAAAACAACUUUAGCACCUACUACAAGUAGUACCACAAAAGCAACUACAACCAAAGAGACCACUACGGCUCAGAAAGAUAUGCCUGUGACAACAGCAGCACCAAAGACCAUGGCAGAGUCUCCCACCACGCCUAAGGUAGAAGAUAUGACCCCUGAGGCCACAGACGAAACAAUAACCGAGCCAGAUGGUCCCACCACUCUGGGACCUGAACACACAACACCAGAGGCCACAGAGGCACUGACAAGUGAGGCAGACAAUCCCACAACACCUAAGGCUGAAGAUAUGACCCCAGAUGCCACAGAAGAACUACUGACUGAAGCAGAUGACCCCAGCACCAUCAAACCUGAAGACACAACCCCAGAGGCCACAGAGGUACCAACGACCAAGGCACAUUCUCCCACCGCUCCCAAGCCUGAAGACACAACCCCAGAGGCCACAGAGGCACCAAUAACUGAGGCAGACUCUCCCACCACCCCCAAACGUGAAGACACAACUCCAGAGGCAACAACGACCAAGGCAGACUCUCCCACCACUCCCAAACCUGAAGACACAACUCCAGAGGCACCAACAACCGAGGCAGACUCUCCCACCACUCCCAAACCUGAAGACACAACUCCAGAGGCACCAACCACCAAGGCAGACUCUCCUACCACCCUGAAACCUGAAGAGACAACCCCAGAGGCCACAGAGGCACCAACGACCAAGGCACAUUCUCCCACCGCUCCCAAGCCUGAAGACACAACCCCAGAGGCACCAACGACCGAGGCAGACUCUCCCACCACUCCCAAACCUGAAGACACAACUCCAGAGGCACCAACGACCAAGGAAG
This is a messenger RNA of Eurypyga helias (sunbittern), 1000 nucleotides long. Its product is annotated as proteoglycan 4-like. The transcript is spliced from 2 exons. The annotation marks the transcript as partial. The record is from RefSeq and is a predicted model, not a curated record. Lineage: Eukaryota; Metazoa; Chordata; Aves; Eurypygiformes; Eurypygidae.